UUUUCAACACCUGUUACCUAUCUUUAAUCUAACUGAAUUUAAAGUUAGACAAAGCAUGCUCCGUCUAGUGAAUAAUUUUAGGAUAAAUUUUACGUUGGACUGUUGGACAAGGUAUACAGAUAGAUUUUGCUGAGAUGUUUUUGGGAUAGUACUUAUGUGGAAGUUUGUAGUGCAAGGCCCUAAAAGUGGAUUGUAUUGUUCAACAUAUAUAUGUGUCCUGGUUUUAGGAUUGGCUCUGUGUGUGUAUAUUACAGCGCUGUGUCCUACACAAUAUUGUGGCAUAAAAAAUAAUUGAUAUAUGACAUUCCUUAUCUGUCCGGUCUGGUGUGGACAUUAUCUGAGACAAGUGGUAUAAAGCUGUCUGAUCAAGGUUAAAGUGGGUUAAAGUGUUGGCGGUGGGGUGUAUUGUGUGAAUGACUAGAGAGGCAUGAGUAGGGCUAGUCACUAAUAUACACAUGUAUUCCAUAUCACUCCUACUGUAUAAACAUUACUCCUGUUCUACUACUUCACUGUGUACUAGUUUUGUUUGACUUACAACUUAUAUUACUAUCAAGUUUAUUCAUAACAACACACCAUAAUACCCGUAAUUUGGAUUAUAAUUUUUGCUUUCAACUGUAUUCACUCACGUGUGAGGUAUGCACACUGUAUAUGUUUGGCUGGGUUUCAUGGUUCACAUACUACAGUGUUACUAAUGUUAUCUUCAGUAACAGUGAAUGCACUCAACUGACCUUGACCUUGUUGGAAGCUAGAAGUUUUCCUGACUAAAUUUAAACCUUAGUAGUAGCGGCAGCAGCAGAAGAAUAGGCGUGGCCUUUCUGUGUGUAUAGGAGCCAUGGAUGGGGACGUGCCCAAGACAAAAGAGAAUGGGACCCCUCAGGACCCCUGUACGGGACUGGCCCCUAAGAAGGAGCUGCGGUUCGCCCUAGACAUGGCGGAUGGCCUGCUGAGUCAGGACCAUGAGGAGCUCUGUGAGCGUGUGUCGUACCUCGAGAAGAAGGUUCAGCAGCAAGAGGAUGAGAUUAUUUGCCUGAAGAGUGCUCUAGCUGACGUGAUUCGCCGUCUUGGCCAAGCAGAGGCAGGCAGAGCACAAAACAGUAUUUUGCCAUCCAAGCCGGCCUUCCGUGGCAGCCCAAGAACAAAGUCUUCCAGUUCACAUUCGAGUCGUACUGCUCACCUCAAUGCAUUGGAUAAUGCACAUGUGACUCCAGCUCGCAGUAACACACCACCUGCCACACGAAGCACUGCCUCACCUCGACCAUCUUCCUCAUCCAGCCUUUCAAAGAAAUGGUCGUCUAUGUCCAACCAGAACAGCAUCAGUGGCCACUCCAGUGUGAGACGUAGCGUUUCCCAGAGCAGCUUGCUGUUGCGGUCAAACCACCGAGGUUUUUGGAGGUUGUCUUCUUUCCAAACUCGUGCCAAAGAACCAGUAUGGAACAGCGAGGAAGGAUACUUGAAGAUUUACCUGCGUGGACGCCCAGUAAACCUGUACAGUCCAAGUUCUAUCUCCGAAUAUGACAUCUCCAAGAUGGGGGAAGUUCCUGAUGAAAAACUCCGUCUGGAAUGGGUCUAUGGUUACCGUGGGCGAGACUGUCGGUCCAAUCUGUAUUACCUGCCGACAGGGGAGAUGGUAUAUUUCUCGGCAGCUGUUGUUGUCCUUCACAACAUCGAGGAGAACACUCAAAGACACUACGUCGGCCACACAGAUGAUGUCAAAUGCUUGGCAAUUCACCCCGACAAGAUCAAAGUAGCCUCUGGACAGGUUGCAGGCCACAGUCGUGUUGAAGGCAAGAAGUUCGGUAAAAAGACAGAAAUACCUGUUGAGGAUCGUGAACAUUGGCCCCACGUCCGUGUCUGGGACUCCGUCAGCCUCAACACCAUCCACGUGGUCGGGGUCGGUGAGUUCGACCGUGCCGUCUGCUGCGUCUCCUUUUCCAAACUGGAUGGUGGCCAUCACCUUGUUGCCGUGGACGAUGCCAAUGAGCAUGUGAUAUCUGUGUGGGACAUUAGCCGUGAUUCGCCUCGUCGGAUCACAGAAACAAAGAGUUCCACUGAGCCUGUCCUUGCAGUUGAAUUCCAUCCCUCAGAGAAGAACUCCAUCAUCUCCUGUGGAAAGGGACAAAUCAACUUCUGGACAUUGGAGGGUGGCACAUUGGCCAGGAAACAGGGCAUCUUUGAUAAACAUGAAAAACCGAAGUAUGUGUUGUGUCUGGCAUUUGCCGAUAGUGGUGAAGUGAUCUCAGGCGACUCCAAUGGAAACAUCUUUAUUUGGGGCAAAGGAACCAACAGGAUCACUCAGGCGCUGACAGGAAGUCACGAGGGUGGUGUUUUCUCGCUGUGUGUCAUGAAAAAUGGAUGCUUGGUGUCUGGAGGUGGAAAGGACCGCAAAAUUAUUCAGUGGGACAACAACUACAAACCCACAGGAGUCGAAAACGAGGUUCCGGAAGCAUUUGGUGGUGUCCGGAUGCUAAGCCAAGGUAAAGGUGGUAUGGUGUUGGUAGGAACUACCAGGAACUGUAUCCUACAAGGAACUAUUGACCUGAAACUUGAUCCUGUUGUACAGGGCCACAUGGAUGAGCUGUGGGGCCUCGCCGCCCACCCUAACCAGAAACAGUUCCUCACCUGUGGUUCAGACAAACAGGUCCGCCUGUGGGACAGCCUGGCCAGAUCUGUUGUAUGGACCAAGGAAGUGGCAGAUCCCGCUCACUCUUGCUCUAUCAACCCCAAUGGUAACCUGGCAGCCAUUGGUACGGAGACUGGGCGCUGGUACGUCCUAGACCUUACCACUCACGAGAUCGUCACCAGUCACACUGACGGAAACGAACAGAUAGAAUGUGUGUUGUUCUCACCAGAUGGAACUUACUUAGCACUUGGCUCCCGCGACAACUACGUGUAUGUAUACGAGGUUCUUGAUGAUGGACAACGCUACAAUAGGAUCGGCAGGUGUUCGGGACACAGUAGUUUUAUUACACACAUUGACUGGUCAGCAGAUGCCCAGAACUUGGUCAGCAACUCUGGUGACUACGAGGUCCUCUAUUGGGCUGUUCCAAGCUGUAAACAGGUUACCUCUGCCUCCUCCCUCAAGGAUGUGGAAUGGGCCACACAGAACUGUACCCUAAGCUUUAAUACUGCCGGCAUUUGGCCAGAUGAUGCUGACGGUACGGAUGUAAACAAUUGCUGCCGCUCUAGUAAGCACCACCUAGUGGCCAGCGCUGACGACUUUGGAAAGGUGAACCUGUAUAAUUACCCAGCCUGUCAACCCAAGACUAAAGGCAGUGUGUAUGGAGGUCAUAGUAGUCAUGUGACCAGCGUGAACUUCCUGCAUGAUGACUCACGUCUGAUCUCAACUGGAGGACGGGACAUGAGCAUACUGCAGUGGGAAGUUGUGUGAAUGGUGGAACAGCCAUAAGAAAUACAGCAGCUAACUAGCUUUGGGUGGUGAAUUGAUGGAACAGCCAUAUAGCGACUGGCUGGCUGCUGGGACUGUAUACCUGGCUAGCAAGGACAUGUAUGGAGAUUCCUCAUGGAUUAUGAGUGCAGGAUCAAAUCUUUUGUUACUUAUGUGUGUUUGGUGGUAUAUUUGUAAUCUUAAGUACAGUUUUUGUAACAUUAGCAGCAGGGUGCAAGAGAGUAGACACACAGGGUAUAUACAUAUAUACACAUAGUGGACUGAACUCUUCAGUAUUACAGUAACCUAGGCAACUGACUGAUUAGAAUCCAGAACCAUUGGAGAGGGAGCGGGUAGAAUAUUUUUCUCGUUGAAAAUUAGACAGGAGUUACAAUGGUAGAUAAAUGUUUGUGAUUGAUUCUAGCCGAGAGAUAAUCGUGUUUGUGAUUGAUUCUAGCCGAGAGAUAAUCGUAAAUUACAGAAUGUGUUCAAUUAAAUAGCAAUCAGUUCAAAUAAAUCUGAACAGCGUUCUGUGUCUGUUGAAUCUGACCGACUUGUUCAAGAUUGUAAGGAGGACAGGUCUUUAGAUGGGAAAUAGUUUAUGAAAUACAUUGGAUGGGUUCUACGAUUAGAUGUUAUCUAUAUAUAAAAGAAAUUACGUACUAUGUUUAGAUGUGAGUAAUAUAUGUUACAUGGUUAAAUGUGUUAUAAGUUGAAUAAUAACUAGAUCAUAAUAUUCUUUUUUUAAUCUCGUGUACAAGUAAGAAAUAUCUACCAUUUCAAACUUAGAGAUAACUUCUUUGCAUAAUUAGGCAGCAGUGUGAUCUGCCUAGUUGCUACUGGUUUCAAUUAUACCAUUUGCAUGACAUUGACUUUUUUCCAAGUUAUUCAAUUAAAUACACAUAUAACCUCUUUGUUGAUUCAAAUGUAUACCUAUGUUGAGAAUUGUUUGUUCAAGUUUGAUAUGGAAGGAACUAUAGCAACAAUAUCUCGGAGCAGGCUUAAUCAAGAGAUACAAUUGUUUUACUUUGUAAUGCUGCAGUUCAUGUAUUGUAUGCUCUGAUGGACAGGUUAAGUUUUCUAUUGUUUCCCUUAAUAUACAAAAUGUUUUCUUUGUUGUGUGCUGUGUGUGGAACUUGUAUAUCAGGUUGUUUAAUCAGUGUCUGAAUGUAUUGUAAAAUUUUGACUCGCAGAUAUUUGUUUUUUUUUGUGAUAUUUUCUAGAUGAUGUUUGUCUAGCUCUUUUAUAAAAAGACAAAUGUUAAUUUUUGCCUACAGCAUUUGUCUUUUGACAAAAAAAAAUGUGUUAGACUCUGUUUUCUAAUGUUCAGCCUAUUGCCCUAAGAAACAUCACUGCCAGGGAUAUGCAUCAUUAUUAUGUUAGCAAUAAGUCCUGAAACUGUGGCCUUAUUACUGUAGGACUCGUCCCAAACAUCAGGAAUACAUACAAUCAUCAUCUAUAUAUCACACGAUCUUCAAGUCAUACAGGUACAGCAGUGAGGAAAACCCCUUGACUUCUAACAUGUUGACCUAUCUUAUCGAUCAUGUUGCUCUGCGACCACAGUACAUGUAGUGCUAGCUAGUGCUUCGAUGAUCCAGUAGAGCUUAGGUGCCUGAAAUAGUGAUAUACCAUUUUAUAUUAUCCCCUUUUUACUGUUGUUAGUUGAUGCUAAUCAAACCUGCACAUAAAGACUGCAUUCUUAAAUCUGUCAUUAAUAUAUCAACUUGCUAGCAAUUUUUUUUGUCCAUUUCGAUUUUAUUUUUUUGAGGAAGAUGAAUAUUUAGCUACACUACUGUAUAUACAUAUGUAGCAGAAAUUGUGCUUCAUUUUAGAGCUUGUAUAAGAGUUUAAGGAAAGAUUCAAGGUCCCAAAAAUGUUUCAAUUUUGUCUGAUAGGACCCUUCUCACAAUGUCCAACACUAUUGAGAUUACCAAGCUAAUAUGAAAUCACAGUAUGUUUAUAGUAGAGCCCGACCAUUGACAUUUCAGGCUUUAAAAAGAUGCUGCAGUUUUAGCUGAACAUGGACUAUAUAAUAUUGCUUUUAAUAAGUUUGAAAGAGGAGAUUAUAGAACUUCCUUUGGCUGUAAACAGGGACCAGAUUCUUGGAACUAUCAUAAGGAAUGACUCUGAGAUUAUCAAAUAUGUUUACUUGUGUAAAUUAAGGAAAGACGAUAUCUCAUGACUUCAUGUUUAACAGAAAAAUAGAGAAAAACGUGUUUUAAUAAAAGCAUAAAAAUUAGUCAUAAUACAUUACAUUUAUUUCAGAAGUUGAUAUAUGGAGACAGGGCAUAAAGAUGCUUAUAUUGCUGGAGUUUAAAAUAACAUUUGUGUACCCCCGGAAAAGGUAAUUACGGUUGAUAGGGGUUACAAAAAUGGUUCUGUUACCCUCCAUGUAUUUACUUCUGGAGUAACACCAACCUUACAUAAUUAGUUGUCGACUACCAAUAAUAAGUAGAACGUCCGAGAGGUAUCGAUGUAGACCUACCAAUGAUAAGUAGAACGUCCGAGAGGUAUCGAUGUAGACCUACCAAUGAUAAGUAGAACGUCCGAGAGGUAUCGAUGUAGACCUACCAAUGAUAAGUAGAACGUCCGAGAGGCAUCGAUGUAGACCUACCAAUGAUAAGUAGAACGUCCGAGAGGUAUCGAUGUAGACCUACCAAUGAUAAGUAGAACGUCCGAGAGGUAUCGAUAUAGACCUGUCCGUGUUGUGGUGUAUAUAUCCAUUGUGGACACUGUACUGGUGUUGGUGACGACUUGUGAUUUUUUUGUUAAUAUAUAAUUUGUUGACUGUUAAGGCAAAUCAGUAUUUGUGCUGUUUACACUAUAGAUUUAUACAGAUAUACUGAUUUACCACAUUAUCUCCAUCUUUCUAUAUUGUACACCAUAUUUAAAAAUUAUUACUAGACUUAAUAAAAUUUUCAUUUCUAU
This is a messenger RNA of Pecten maximus, 6313 nucleotides long. Its product is annotated as echinoderm microtubule-associated protein-like 2. Gene Ontology annotation, cellular component: mitotic spindle. Lineage: Eukaryota; Metazoa; Mollusca; Bivalvia; Pectinida; Pectinidae. Gene Ontology annotation, molecular function: microtubule binding. The record is from RefSeq and is a predicted model, not a curated record. The transcript has 24 exons. Gene Ontology annotation, biological process: microtubule cytoskeleton organization. Bases 833 to 3388 code for a protein of 851 amino acids.